UGCAAUCUUAAUUAUUUUCUCAAGCUGAUCAGCAAUAUCGAUCAGAUCGCUAUGUCUCCUUCCGCCGACCGCCACUUCCUCCUCCUCCUCCUCCUCCUCCUCUUCUCUUGUCCGAGUCUAAUCGCUGGCCAACUAUUGUACAACAUCUGCGGCACCACCGGCAACUUCACCGACAACAGUACCUACCAAGCCAACCUCAAUCGCCUCCUAUCCACCCUCUCCCUCAACGCCUCCACCUCCGGGUUCACCACCACCACCGUCGGUCAAGUCCCCAACCUCGCGAUCGGUUUGGCGCUCUGUCGCGGCGACGUCAACGCCACGGAGUGCCGCGGGUGCCUCGACACGGCGUCGCAGGAUUCGCAGCAGCUCUGCCCCUUCAACAGGGGGGCCAUCCUCUGGUAUGACUUCUGCUUCCUCCGCUUCUCCAACCAGCAAUUCCUCGGCUCCACCAGCAACGACCCGGAAAUCUUCAUGCACAACGUCGCCAACGUCAGUAGUCCACAACGUUUCACUCGCCUCCUCAAUCUUUUACUCAAUUCGACCCUCAACAACGCAACCGGGUCGGACAGGCGGUUCGCCACGGGUCAGGUGAGCAACUACACGGCGGCAAGCCCGACGGUGUACGGGCUGGUGCAGUGUUUGCCGUACUUGUCGGCGUCUCAGUGCCAGCAGUGCGUGUUCGGUCUGUUCAACCCGCUUCCGACGUACCUGGAAGGGAUGCUGGGAGGACGGGUCCUCGGAACAUUAUGCACCAUGAGGUACGAGAUCUAUUCCUUCUUCGAGGGCGCACCCACCUUGAGGCUCACGGUCCCGCUGGAAAACGCCACGAGUCCCGCCGCGCCGCCUGCUGCAGCACCUCCGCUCGCUGUCCCCGCCUCCGGACAAGCUGCAGGGAAAAAGAAUGUCACCGGAACUGUUCUAGCGAUUGCAAUACCAUCGGUGACUGCGAUAUCUCUCAUCUUCUUAAUUUGCAUUUGCUACUGGAGGAGGAGGAAGCCGGCACCCCAAUAUGAAACUGAAGCAGAGAAAAUCAUGAGUGUCGAAUCGAUAUUGUUCGAUCUCUCCACACUACAAGUCGCGACAGCCUUCUUCUCUGAAGAUAACAAACUGGGCGAAGGCGGAUUCGGAGCAGUUUACAAGGGAUUUCUUCCAAAUGGACAGGAAAUAGCAGUAAAGAAACUACUGAAUGCGGGUCAGGGACUUGCAGAGCUGAAGAAUGAACUAGUUUUGGUCGCGAAGCUUCAACACCGGAAUCUUGUGAAACUUCUCGGAGUUUGCUUGGAGGAGGAGAAGAUGCUCAUCUACGAAUAUGUUCCUAAUCGAAGUCUCGAUUUAUACCUUUAUGGUAAUCAUCAAUUUGUCCAUUCUUAUGAAAUGCAAGUCGCAGCACUGCAAAUUAAUCAUUCGAACACUGUCAACGUAGAUCCUGCGAGGGGUAAGGAAUUACCUUGGGGAACGAGAUACAAGAUCAUCAAUGGAAUCGCUCAAGGCUUGCUUUACCUCCACGAAGAGUCCCAGAUAAAGAUCAUACAUAGGGAUCUGAAAGCCAGCAAUAUUUUGCUAGAUGCAGAGAUGAACCCCAAAAUCUCAGAUUUCGGCCUAGCCAAACUCUUCGACGGCGACCAGACUCAAGGCACCACCAACCGAGUCAUCGGAACUUUUGGAUACAUGGCACCGGAGUAUGCAAUGCAUGGUAAAUUCUCGAUGAAGUCAGACGUGUUCAGCUUCGGCGUUCUGGUUUUGGAGGUUUUGACGGGGAGAAAAAACAGCGGAAGCUAUGAUUCUGAGACCGCAGAAGAUCUUCUAAGCUUCGCGUGGGAGAAGUGGAGUGGAGGAGCUGCGUUGGAGAUUGUAGACCCAGUUCUGGGCGACGAGUACCGAGGCAGCGACGUGCUCCGAUGCCUCCAGAUUGGGUUGCUGUGCGUGCAGGAGAAUCCAUCGGAUCGGCCCAGCAUGAUAACGGUGGACCUGAUGCUGAGCUCUGAAACGGUGUCCGUCCAAACUCCUUCCAAGCCUGCGUUUUGCGGCGCCAAGAGCUUCAAGGACGUGCCGGUAUCCGACAGCUCCGCUUUACCGGUCGGUGCGCUGGAGAAGAGCGGCACUCGAUCCGUGGCCAUGUCGCCCAACGAGGUGUCCAUUUCAGAACUGGAACCCAGAUGAUAAAUUGUGGAUCAGUACUCUUUCCCUUUGCAAGCUAUACUCUACUAGUACUCCCAGCUGCAGAUUAUCGAGUGUAGUGUUUUAGGAUUUUGUAAACGCCAUUUUGUUUUUCUCUUCUCUCUGGAGCAAGAAUCACGAAUCUUUCCA
This is a messenger RNA of Zingiber officinale, 2307 nucleotides long. Its product is annotated as putative receptor-like protein kinase At4g00960. Lineage: Eukaryota; Viridiplantae; Streptophyta; Magnoliopsida; Zingiberales; Zingiberaceae. The record is from RefSeq and is a predicted model, not a curated record. The coding region runs from base 52 to 2160 and encodes 702 amino acids. Gene Ontology annotation, biological process: protein phosphorylation. Gene Ontology annotation, molecular function: ATP binding; protein kinase activity. The transcript has 6 exons.